Acanthoscelides obtectus is the source of this 296-nucleotide messenger RNA. The record is from the annotation of a GenBank genome assembly. Lineage: Eukaryota; Metazoa; Arthropoda; Insecta; Coleoptera; Chrysomelidae.
AUGUUUUGUUGAGAAAUCUGUAUGAGUAUGUCAAAUUAUUGUGUUUCACUGUUAAAAGGCAACGAAAAAAAGACAGUUUUCCGAAGAUUACGUUAAGUUUGGAUUUACCUUCAUAGAAAAAUACUAGUUACAAUUGCCUCAGUUUGUGAUAUGUAUGAAAGUGUUAAGUAAGGAUAGCAUGAGGCCCAAUCGUUUUGAAAGGCAUUUGAAGCAACAAUAUCCUACUCUGGUUUUGAAGACGAAAGAGUUUUUUCUUCUAAAGCAGAAUAACUCAAGCGGAUGAUCGGGAAGUUAUC